Eruca vesicaria subsp. sativa (arugula) is the source of this 1380-nucleotide messenger RNA. The record is from the annotation of a GenBank genome assembly. Lineage: Eukaryota; Viridiplantae; Streptophyta; Magnoliopsida; Brassicales; Brassicaceae.
CUGGCGAAGGCUACGGCCGACGAGACGUCGUCUGAAUCUGACAACACACCGAUUUGUGUAUAUACAGACAAACAAUACGUAUUGACAAGGAGAGAGAAAGAUCACGAGAUUAAAGACACAAGGGUGAUACAUGGGAAACCAGAAACUAAAAUGGACAGGGGAUGAAGAGGAUGCGUUGCUCGCCGGAAUUGCAAAACACGGCGCCGGAAAAUGGAAGAACAUCCUCCGUGAUCCCGAGUUCUCUGAUCUUCUCAUCAAUCGCUCCAACAUCGACCUCAAGGAUAAGUGGCGUAACUUAAGUGUUGCACCUGGUACUCAAUGCUCAAAAGAUAAGGCAAGACCUAUAAAAUUCAAAGAAGAAGGCGUCACUCUGGCUACUCCACCUUCUAAUGCUAACUCUUCUACUUCUUCACCAGCUAAUUCGAUUCCGCGCAGUGCAUCUUCUGAUAACUUUGUGGUGGAUACGAAGAAUGCUCCCAGGUAUGAUGGGAUGAUAUUUGAAGCUCUCUCUGCUUUAGCGGAUGCUAAUGGAUCUGAUGUUGGUUCCAUUUUUAGCUUCAUCGAGCCAAGGCAUGAAGUGCCACCAAAUUUCAGAAAAGUCCUAAAUUCAAGACUGAGAAGGCUUGCUUCUCAGGGAAAACUUUCAAAGAUUAGCAACUCAAAACCUUUACUGAACUUAUAUAAGCUACCAGAUAGAUCAGAAACAUCAACAAGAACAAUAACACAUGUCCCAAAACUAAGGGAGACAAAUAUAAAACCCCGGCAUACAAACAAUCCAACCCCCUCAGUUUCACAAGAGAUGAUCGAGGAAGCUGCAAUAACCGCUGCUUGUAAAGUUGUAGAGGCAGAGAAUAAAAUACACGUUGCCAAAGUAGCAGUGGAAGAGUUGGAGAAGACUACUAAGCUUGCGGAAGAAACUGAUCUUCUGCUGGAGUUAGCUAAAGAGAUACAUGAACAAUGUUCUCGUGGCGAGGUUGUGGUAUUGGUUUGAGUCUAUGAGGCGUAUCUUUGAGCUUAUCAGUCUUUCCUUAAGUAACAAAACUCGCGAUUUUGAAGAGUUUCUUCUGAUGGCCAGCUAGUAUACACACAGCAAGGGACGUGGGAGUCUCGGGUUUACUUGUUGAUAUAUAUAGACAAACGAAAAAAGAAACUCUGGUUUAAAAGGUGAGGCUCUGUUUUUGAGUAAUACUAGGGUUAUAGUCGCCCCACAAAUGCGGGAUCGGAGACUUAUUUAAUUUGAUGUAUUCUAUAAUUUUAUUAUAUCUUUUGACGUUUACAUAAAUCAAUAUAAGUUAAAUCAAUAUAAGUUAAAUCGAUAUGACGUGUGAUAAUCUUUCUUAUUAGUUAAUAAAGUUGUAAAAGACCAUAUAUAUUGGCAAC